Molecule: messenger RNA, 5104 nt
Organism: Oncorhynchus masou masou (cherry salmon)
Lineage: Eukaryota; Metazoa; Chordata; Actinopteri; Salmoniformes; Salmonidae
Product: E3 ubiquitin ligase RNF157-like
Exons: 17
Coding region: 962-3223 (753 amino acids)
Biological process (GO): protein ubiquitination
Cellular component (GO): cytoplasm
Molecular function (GO): ubiquitin protein ligase activity
Source: RefSeq, a predicted model, not a curated record
GAAAUAGCAACAUUGUUCAAGUGUAUUUUACGCCUGCUACAUUAGGUUAUACAAAAGCAUACCGUUUGUACAUUAUAGGCUGCAACGCUGUAGCUAUCUAGCCUACGUGGCAUGUUAUCAGUUUCUCAUAUUAUUUUAUCACUGUUCAGUUCAGAUACAAGCCUAUACUUGCCAAAUUGCCUAUCAAUAAUGAUGCGUGUAGCCUAAAUUGAUUGUCUAUUUCUGUCCAAAUUUCAAAGACACAUUUCAUUUUAUAUAUAUAAUUACGCAGCUCUGCAUGUCGUUGUAACAGUCACUCUACAUUGCAUUAUUAAGCCAUCAUCUGCUGCAGCAUUGCAGUGAUUCGUUCCCACAUUUGGGGAAGGUCACGUUAUAGCGAACCGGGAGCUGCCUGCCUGCUGAUAUUGUACUGCGCAAAACCCAUAGUCCGGAUUUGUGCCUGACGUCAUGGGUAGCCACCAUUAGAUUCGUUCUUUGACAAUUGGAGCACGGAGAGUCCAAGCAAAGAUAGCCAUCAGCAUCCCCGCACGGCCUUACAAACGGGAGAGAACAAACAGAAAAGAUGUCGAGUGGACCGUUAUACUGCGCUACAUAGGGAGAUACCUCGUUUUCCUCCUCAAAGCGGCCCCCGAAAAGCGCUGCAGUGAAGAGGAGAAUGCGUCUCUAAGUGAAAGGAUACAUAGCUUUGCUGUUAAAGGGACGCAGUUGUUGCUUUUCUGCCUCUAAACAAACAGUGACAGUUCCACGGGGCUUUGGAUAAAGCAAUAACAACAACUAAUCCCCAGAACGAGCACAACAACUAGGCUACGGCUGCUAACGGCAGGGAACCAAGGACAUAAACCAAGAAUAACAAUGGAAACGGCAGCAGGAACUGGUUUAAGUUAAAGACAAUAGAGAUUUUUGAGAAUAGCGAAUGUUUUCUUGGUAUGUACGUUAAUUUGAGCUUUUAUAUUCUGUGGAAAUGGGAGCUUUGACCAGCAGACAAAAUGCAGGAGUGGAAGAGGUCGAUAUACCGUCCAACUCGGUGUACCGCUAUCCACCGAAAUCUGGAAGCUACUUUGCCAACCACUUCAUCAUGGGCGGGGAGAAGUUUGACUCCACCCACCCCGAGGGAUACCUGUUCGGAGAGAACACUGACCUCAACUUCCUGGGAAUCAGACCAGUGGCGUUUCCCUAUGCGGCCCCGCCUCCUCAGGAGCCAGUAAAGACGCUACGAAGCCUUAUAAACAUCCGUAAAGAUACACUGAGGCUCGUACGGUGUAGUGAGGACCUGAAACUGCCAGGGGAAGAUGUGGCAGGGAAAAGCAAAGCCUGUUACAACAUAGAGUUCACCUUCGACGCUGACACACAGGUGGCCAUCACCAUCUACUAUCAAGCUAUAGAGGAGUUCCACAACGGAGUGCCUAUCUACAUUCCCCAGGACAGCUCUCUCCAGUCAGAGACAGUGCACUUUAAGAGAGGAGUCUGUCAGCAGUUCUGUCUGCCCUCCCACUCCAUCAAUCUGUCAGAGUGGGCCGAUGAGGAGUUGCUGUUUGACAUGGAUAAGGAUGUGUUUCCCAUGGUCGUUCAAGCGACAGUAGACGAGGGGGAAGAUCACAUGGGUCACUCCCAUGUCCUCCUGGCCACCUUUGAGAAGCACAUGGAUGGGAGCUACUGUGUCAAACCUCUGAAACAGAAACAAGUGGUGGAUGGGGUGAGUUACCUUCUUCAGGAGAUCUACGGCAUCGAGAACAAGUACAACAGCCAAGAAUCAAAGGUUGCGGAUGAUGAGAUCAGUGAUAACAGUGCGGAGUGUGUGGUGUGUCUGUCAGACGUCCGUGACACACUUAUCCUGCCCUGCAGACACCUGUGUCUCUGUAAUGCCUGCGCCGACACUCUCCGCUACCAGGCCAACUGCUGCCCCAUAUGCAGACUGCCGUUCCGGGCCCUACUGCAGAUCCGAGCCAUGAGGAAGAAGCUGAGUCCUCUCUCUCCUGCCGGGUUUAACCCCGUUAUCACCUCCCAGACCUCCGACUCAGAGGAACACUCGGCGUCAGACCACAUCCCCCCAGGUUAUGAGGCUGUGUCUCUCCUGGAGGCUCUGAACGGGCCCCUGAGCGUGUCUCCCUCGGCUCCCCCUCUGCAGGAACUCUCUGGGGGCCACGUCUCAGGGACCCUGCCCCACUAUAGCAGUGAGCCCCACCCAGCCCCGGCACGCUCCAUGUCCCCCCUGGACCACUCCAACUCCAGCCAGGGACUCAAACUGAAGAAGAGCGGCUCCAAGUCUCUCUCCCAGAAUUCCUCGGUGCUGCCCGAGGAGGAGGACGAGAAGUCAGAACGCAGCGAAUCAGAAGUUCAGGCCUGCCGCCGGAAACAACAACCGGAGACUGGUGUAACUCCAGAGAGUGAGAAUCUGACUCUAUCCUCGUCUGGAGCCAUCGACCAGUCCUCCUGUACUGGGACACCUUUCUCCUCCACCAUCACCUCCCCUGAAGACCAAGUGAGCAGUAGCCUGGCCCAGUCAGUCAUGUCCAUGGCUUCGUCCCACAGCCAUCACUCUCAGAUCAGCACUGACACCCUGUCUUCCAUGUCUGGCUCCUACCUGGCUGGGCCGGAGGGGGAGGUAGAGGGGGAGGAGGGGGGAGAAGCAGAGGGGGAGGAGAACCAGGAUGCACCCAUGGAGAGCCGGGGACCCUCACAGCAGGAUGGGGAAGUGAGACGGGGGAGAGAAGGGAGAACAGGGGUGGAGAGAGUGAGGGAACACCUAGAGAAGUGGCUUGUUGAAAUCUCUGACAUGGAGAAUAACCCCCCCCCCUCUUUCUUUCUCCCUCUUUUUUUUGUCUCUCUCUCUCAGGAGCUACCCAUGGAACCAAAAGAACAGAACUUCUCAGUCGCUGUGUCAGACGAGCAGGAUUCAGAGGGGAAUGAUGUCACAGAGGAAGACUGCCCCUCACCUUCACACGAGCAGGGUGGGCGGAGCAGGUGUCCAGAGUUGGCCAAUAACAAUCAGGGCGUCGCCCUCUGCGACACGCACUGUUUGGGGGGGCUGGACAAUGAGCAGGUUCCCGACUGCCGAUUCGCCGGUCUGAUGUAUCUGGGAGGCUAUAGGCCCGUGUUGGAGCCUCUCCCCCACCACGCCUCAACCAGUAAUAUCAACCUGGAGGAGCAGGGGGCGGAGACUAGGGAUGGCCAGAGUCCCAAACAAACACCUCACACACCACGCCGCGGACCACUCAAAGUGUAACACGCACACACCCGUCCAAUUCCGACCUCAGCGUCAUAACAGCACAGACUGAUAUUUUAGCCAUUUUACACAACCUCAUGAUUACGCAGUAGACCUUCCUCCCUGCAUCUCCUCAACUAAUCAACCAAUGCCCAUGUCCUGAGGCAGUCUCCUCACUGAACCGUCCUGCACCUCUCCUCACUGAACCGUCCUGCACCUCUCCUCAAUCAACCGUCCUGCAUCUCUCCUCACUCAACCGUCCUGCAUCUCUCUUCACUCAACCUUCCUGCACCUCUCCUUGCUCUGGACAAUAGAUGAGAAGCAUCUAUCUCAGUUGCUAAAUCUAAAUCUAACAGGAAAAUCUUGAAGAGGAUUUAACUUAUCCACAGUCCAAAAGGAGACUGCUAGAGUUAGACCAUUCUUCCCCUCAAUGUGUCAUAAUGGCUUUCUUGUGUUUCGUGUCAUUGGUAGACCUUUGGGACUCCUCCCCUUGCCUCUACCAACCAACCAAUCAGGGGUUAGUGUGAUCUGCAAUCUAAUUAAUAUUCAUGUAUUUCUGUUUGACCUUCUAACGAGUGGUCGAACACUAUAAAAACAACAGUUAGCUUCACUAGACGACCAAACUGGAUUGUACUGGACUCACCAGCUCCAGUCCAUGAACCAGUAGACUCUGGCCCUGGUUUUGCAUGCAGCUCUUUUAUGUCUCCAAUCAGCCCUACUGUACUCAACUGUGAUCUAUCCUGAAUGGGACUUGCCUCGUUAGCUAAGAAACUGGACAUGCUGGUGAAAGGAGGAUUUGAUCCAAAAUGGUGGUGGUAGAUAGAUACUGAACUGUAAAGAAGACAGUGGAGUCCCUGAGAAUGUACGAUGCCGAUGGAGGAUGUGCAACACUCAGAGGAGAAUGUAACGUAAUGAUUUGUUUUGGGGUUAUUAACUGUAGAAGAAUGACCUCUGAACUUUGAACUACCACCUGUGUCCCUUGCACACCUUUCCUAACGCACACACCAGAUUAUCUGUCUGACUCACUGGUGUAAAGAGCUUUACCACAAAGACACUAAAGCAAUACAGAACCUGUACCUGUAAACAAGUAACACACAUCACCCUACAAAAACACCUGUGCUGUUCGUUAGACAAACCUGAACCUUCUCAUUUUGUGAAAACCUUUAGUUAGUUUAAUUUUCUAUUAUAUUGUUUUUAGUGUAUGCUCUACUGUUAAUGUCGUCACAUGUUCUGUGUUUUAUUUGUUUAAACAAAAAUGUGUUGCUCAUUACGUGGAUGAUAAGUGAAAUUAAUAAUUGUAUUUGAGAAGAAAAAAAAAUACAUAAAAAAACGGGAUGAUGACACCAACAUGGAAUGCACUUCUUGUUGUUACCCAGGCAACACACUUUGCGGUGCAUGAGGCGAUUGUAGAGUAAAGCAUGGUAGUCUAGGUCAGUCUCCACCCCUGUAGAGUACCCACAGUGGUAUGCUCCACAGAUCCUCACACCCCUAAAGAGUACCCAUAGUGGUACACCCCUCUGACCUUUCUGUUUUGUCAUAUUGUCUCCAAAUGACACCCUAUUCCCUGUAUAGUGCACUACUUUGACCAGAACCCAAUUCCCUGUAUUGUGCACUAAAUUUGACCAGAGCCUUAUUCCCUUUUAAGUGAAGGUAGCGAGCCAUAUGGGGCAAUAGGGUGAAAUUUGAGAUGCAUAGAUAGCCUAUAAGAUACACUACAGAUGCUCUCUUCCUUAUCCUCAACUACAGGCUGGCUGCAGCUGUUAGCUAGUGUUCACACCGUCAGCUCAUACACCCCUACCUGUAUCCCUCUCACCUACAGUAUACUGGACCAUGGGUCACUUUUGUAGAAUGCUGAUUGAAAAUGUCAACUGCAAGAAAAAAAAUAAAGUUUUUCGAACUAAA